Molecule: messenger RNA, 732 nt
Organism: Trametes versicolor FP-101664 SS1
Lineage: Eukaryota; Fungi; Basidiomycota; Agaricomycetes; Polyporales; Polyporaceae
Product: cytidine deaminase-like protein
Exons: 3
Coding region: 1-732 (243 amino acids)
Biological process (GO): purine nucleoside catabolic process
Molecular function (GO): guanosine deaminase activity
Source: RefSeq, a predicted model, not a curated record
AUGGCCAUCUUCUCCAGCCCCCUGCUCCUGUCCGUUCUUGUGCUCGCCGGUGGUAGCGAAGUCCUCGGGCAUCGACACGGAAUCACUUCCCCGUCGCUUCAGAAUGUCCUCGCACAGCCAUCAAUUGCCCUCAACAACGUCCCGCAAACCGUGCGCGAGCAUUGGGUGCGGCGCGCCAACGCCGCGCUCGUGGAGGCCGACCAGCCCUGCAUGUUCGCCGCGUUCGCGUCGGUCAUCGUGAACCACACCGCGUCCGACGCAGGCGAACUCGUGUGCACAGGCAUAAACUCGACGAAGAUGAAGGGGGACCCCACCCUGCACGGGGAGAUCGCCGCUAUCCAGAAUUGCACCGCGAUUUUGACGGACCCCAUGGGCCCGUAUAACCUCACGGGUACACAAGCGAUAGCUGCCUUCGCCGACCUGACUCUCUAUACCAACGCUGAGAGCUGUCCCAUGUGCGCCUCCGCGAUUCGGUGGGCAGGCUUCCGCGAAUACGUCUAUGGAACGAGCAUCGCGACGCUCAUCGAGCAAGGCUGGGGCCAAAUUCGCAUCCCGUCCACCGACAUUAUCCGCGAGUCGGCCGACCUGCCAAAUUCCGUGCGGAUGUUGGGAGGGGUCUUGGAGACGGAGACGGACCCACUAUUCUCGUGGCAGUUUGACCCCAGCGCGCCAUGUCCUCAGGGGUGUGCGAGGCCGGCUGAGGGGGGCUCGUGUGUCGCACCGUCGCUGUAA